Molecule: messenger RNA, 4113 nt
Organism: Culicoides brevitarsis
Lineage: Eukaryota; Metazoa; Arthropoda; Insecta; Diptera; Ceratopogonidae
Gene: GAPcenA
Product: rab GTPase-activating protein 1-like
Exons: 6
Coding region: 234-3623 (1129 amino acids)
Source: RefSeq, a predicted model, not a curated record
AGCCCAAAAAAUCGGAAAAAUCACAAAAACUCAAUUAAGAACCGUGUCGGGAGACGAAUUAACGAAACCUCGAGACUAAAAACGACAAAUUACGCGAAUUGCAAGUGCAGAUUGCAAGAAAUCGGGCCGCGACAAGUAGACAUACGAAAAAACUCGAUCGCAGACUUCUUUGUUCUUCGGCUGAACGACGAUGGCAGAGUGCAAUUAGACGACUCGUUGCUCGGGCACCAGCUAUGGAAGACAAUUUGAGUAUCAAGUCAUCGGAUUCUGAGUAUGAAAUUGUUCCGGAAACGCCAGCUUUGAAUAUCAGCUUGAGCAAGGACGAGGUAGACACGACGAAGAUGGACGAAGGGAGGAAAGAGGGUGUCAUUCCGAUAUCGCCAGUACUUAAUAUCGCCGCGAACGGGGAUAUUCAGGAGUUGGAGAAGAAUCUCACGGAAGUCAUUAAGGAGUGCGAUGUCAAUGAGAAGGAAGAUGCAUCGGAUGCACUUUCGUCAUCGACAACUUUGAAAAAACCCGCACUUUGUUUGGAUAAUUUGCCAGUUGCGACUUUGGAGACGAAAAAUGUCCAAAGUCCCAAUAGUUUGACGACUCCCGAUCCGAAUAAGGUGGGACAGUCCGUUUUUUAUGACUGCAUGGAUGCCAGUCCAGCGGGUGAGACAACGCCCGGCACGAAAACUAAAGAGCGAAGUGACACGGAUGACGAGGAAGUCUCCGAUAUCGAUCAGGAAUGCACGAAAUUCUCUGCCGUGACGUAUUUGGGAGCAGUUAAUAUCAAUGCACCCAAGUCUGAGUCGGAAAUUCGACGAAAAAUGUCCGAAAUGAAUGCUUUGUGCAGCAAUACGGGCAUCGAUGUCUCAAUUAGUGUCCCGAAUGGACCGGAAGGUGUUGUUGUAUUGUACGACAACAAAAACUCAGUAGUGUCCACUUAUCAAAUCCAGCGAAUAUUAUUUUAUACUCCGGGACCCGCAGAUACGGCAGAUUCCGCAUGUUUCGCAUUCACAUGGUCUCAUGGCACAGCGCAGGAUGCUCAGAUAUUCCAAUGUCACGUUUUUCGUUGCCAGAUUCCGGAAGCAAUAACGCGAGUCAACAGCUGUUUUUAUAAGGCAUUCAAUCGCUUGUCCGCAAGUAUGACUUGUUCCGUGACAUCGACAGCUGCUACGUCCGAAAAUGCCAUGGUAACGUCAAUUUGUUCCGACAUGACGGGAAAUCCCUUGUCGCAAGCCAUGUACGAGUUCAACGUCUCUCUAGAAAUUCGCGAAAAAGUGGCAAAAAAUUCAUAUUCCGCUGUCGCAAGAGACAAAAACGUCUUCAAGUUACGCUGCAACGUCGACAAGGAAGUUUGUAUUGUGGUCAAACAGGUGCCAUCGGGAAAUUUGCCGCCAUUACUGAUCGAACGUUGCUUCGGCGUAUUAUUAAGUCCCGGAAAGCUGAUCCGCCAAGCUGACAUGCGACUCUUGGAUAUGGCUCACAUGGGUUACUUAAAAGUCGACGGCAGUCAAUUGUCUCCCGCUUUGGCGCCGUAUCAAGUGCAGGCCGAAUGGAAGGCAAACGAAAAAGCUUUUGAGAUUUUGAAUGCAGAGUCACCGAAAAAAUACGUGACUGUAGCUGUGGAUCUUGUGAUAAAGGGGAUUUCGGAGCCAGUUCGCUUCGUGAUCGAAACAAUGGUGACAAUUGCGUCGCAAAACGAGUCGCGGCUCAUGGAUAACUUACUUUUGAGUAAACGCCCGCUUUUGCAAAAGUUUUAUUUGCAGCUGAAGGACAGUGCUGGCAGCUGGGAAGUCCAAAGUAUCGAUCCGAGUGAGGAAAUCAUCGAAGUUUCGCAAUCCGGAACAUCGUUGCGAGCGUUUACGAAGAAUUUAUCGAAGAUGGUGAGGUCGCAAAGUGCUCUCUCGUUCGAUUUUGAUGACAUUACGGACUUGACGGAAGGCGAUUGUCUCUCGGAUACCGACGAACCUUUACUUUCGGGCACUGGCGAAGUCUCGAAAGAAUGUUCCGUGGACUGUUUGGAGGAAUGGAGUCUCGUCCUGCAGGAAUGGGAAACAAAUAAACGUCCAAAAGCACUCCCAGCCCUCGUUCGAGCCGGCAUCCCAGAGGCCCUACGAUGUCGCGUAUGGCAAAAACUCGCAGGAACCGAAAAUGCCACGGAGCUGAUGGAGCGUUAUCGGAUCUUAAUUACCAAAGAAACGUCGUGUGAGACCGUUAUUCAACGAGAUCUGAACCGCACCUUUCCCGCACACAAAUUUUUCAAAGAUUCCGGUGGUUUGGGUCAAGAUUCCCUGUACAAGGUCUCGAAGGCUUAUGCAGUUCAUGAUGCCGAAAUCGGAUAUUGCCAAGGAUUGAGCUUCAUUUCGGCCUCUUUGCUGCUCCACAUGCCCGAAGAAGAGGCAUUUGCGGUUCUCGUUGCGUUCAUGUACGACUACAAACUGCGCGAUCUCUACAAACUCGGUUUCGAAGCACUUUAUUUGCGACUUUACCAGCUAAAUCGUCUGCUAAAGGAGCAACUUCCCGAUUUGUGGGACCAUUUCGAGGCAAAUGGCGUUGAAACGCACAUGUUUGCCAGUCAGUGGUUCUUGACACUCUUCACGGCUCGCUUUCCGCUCUGUUUCGUGUUUCACGUGCUCGAUUUGUUCCUGCUCGAUGGACAAGCGGUUUUGUUUCAAGUUGCCAUGACGUUACUCUACAUUUGCAAGAAGGAUCUCUUGGAGUUGGAUUUUGAGGGAAUUUUGAAAUAUAUUCGGGUUUCGCUCCCGAAAAAGUGUCGCAGUGAAGCGCAAACACGAAAACUCAUGAAAAUGGUUUGCGAGUGGAAAAUCAAAAAGUUGAAAAAGUACGAAGAUGAGUAUCGUAUUCAGAAGCAGGAGGAGGAACGUGAACAGGCGGCGCUGAAAUAUUAUGAGGAAAAGUUCGAUGAAGAGCGGAAAAUGUUACAGACUGAAAUAGAAUUACUUAAGAGUCGCUUGCAGGAGACGGAAAAGCAAGAAAGACAGGGUAAGAAUAUCAUCAGUGACUACAAGCAGAUUAUUCAGAGGCAGGAACAGCAGAUUAACAAACUCACCACAAUGGUGGAAGAGGUUACGAAAGUCGUUGGCAACUGCACAAAAUGCUCCUCAUCCAUGCCGCAACACUCGCCCCUCCACAAGCCACUUCCCCUCAAUGGACUCGAAUCCGAACCAGCAACCGAAGUCAGUCAUCCCUUGGAUCCGCUGCACGAAGCACAACAACGCAUUCGUGAGCUGGAACUCGAAUUGGCCAAAACCAAACUGGACAAGGUCGAAGCAGAAUGUCGAAAUCAAGAUUUGAACCACAAACUGACAACAAUUUCGGAAAUUCAUCAAAAAAGUGGCGGCGCAACUGGCACUGGACCCGCAAGUUGGCAACCGUGGUUAUCAAAGACCCUCAAUACGAUCCAGGAGAAGGUGAAUACAACAAAACGUGAUAUUCCGACGUUCCAGGCGCAUGUUCCGCUCGAAGGGAUUGGGAUUGCUGCGAGUGAGCUGAGUGCUACAAAUCUGAAGAAUAAACUACUCCAACAGAAAAACAGCCAAAAUCGACACAGUUUUGAUGUGGCAAAACUCUCAAACCAAUCAUCAGGGACUACAAACAAGGAUCCAGAACAAUAAUUUCCUUUUGAAAAGAAAAAAAAAUGACAUGCCUUCGUACAUUAAAAAAAAGAAUUUGUGAAGAUUGCUUCGAUUAUGACUCUAAAAGAUUGCUCCUAAGCCUAAAUAAUGACAUAUGAAUUAAAAAAUGCUUAUUGCUUAAAAAAACAUACUAAAAACUCUAAAUAAUAUUCUCUUAAAAUAUUUUAUGUUAGACGUUAAGACUUUAACAACAAAAAAAAAACAUAAACAUUCGUAUAAUUAUAAAUGUACUAACAAAAAAUAUUAAAUUAGAAAUUUUGCACGACGAAGAUUAAGAGAACGAGAGACAAAAUUUUGCACGCAAUCAGUAUUUUUUAGAAAUUGAAAAAAAAAUUGUUUUCUUACACGAAUUUGAAUUUUAAAAAAAUAAUAAUUUUUUAUAUCAAAGAAAAUUAAUUUUAAUUCGAAAUUAAUAGAAUUUUUGUUAAACACGACACGUACUUUGGGAUAAUUUUUAGAAUGUUACAAA